This is a messenger RNA of Leptopilina boulardi, 8373 nucleotides long. RefSeq lists its product as uncharacterized. Gene Ontology annotation, cellular component: nucleus. NCBI's taxonomy places the organism in Eukaryota, Metazoa, Arthropoda, Insecta, Hymenoptera, Figitidae. The transcript is spliced from 8 exons. Gene Ontology annotation, biological process: positive regulation of transcription by RNA polymerase II; cell fate commitment; negative regulation of transcription by RNA polymerase II. Gene Ontology annotation, molecular function: zinc ion binding; DNA-binding transcription factor activity, RNA polymerase II-specific; RNA polymerase II cis-regulatory region sequence-specific DNA binding. The coding region runs from base 332 to 2113 and encodes 593 amino acids. The record is from RefSeq and is a predicted model, not a curated record.
GUGCAUGUCAGUGGCCAUUCGACCGCCUUCAACAACACAUAAAACAUUUCAAUACACAUCCACACCUUCUCAUGCAAGCAAACAAGAACUCUCUUGCUGCUCGUGUUCUCUGGUUUCUCGUUUCUCAUUUCUUUGUGUUAGUGUAAACGUGUGUGCGUGCGCGCUGACAAUGAGCCGCGACUGUGAUAAGUAAUCCGCGAAACCCUUCCUUGUCGCAAACGCGUAGUGGCAGUGGAGAAAGAUAGGUGCGAGUGUGAAGUGACUGGGCGAGUCUCUACUUUAAUGACUCGCGUUUUACGUGGGCCGCAAGGAGCCGGAGUUGAUCGAAAUUAUGUUCAAUGUACCACCCAAGUUCUACGAGCUGUGUCGCCUUUGUUUAUCGUCGGACGGUGUUAGGUUUCCCAUAUUCGAGGAUGAAGGCGCCGAAGGAAACUACGCCGACAAGAUCCUGACGUGCCUUUCAAUUACGGUGAAAGAUGGCGAUUCAUUGCCACCAAUCCUUUGCCAUCAUUGCAAAUACAAAUUGGACGUGCUACACAAUUUUCGUGAAGUUUCACGAAAAUCCGACGUCAUACUCAAACAGUACCUGGAUUAUGCCAAGCAAUUAUCGUCGCUCGACGACCAGGAAAAGUCUUUCUCCACUGCCAAAGUUGCAGAAAUAAGUCCGCUCCAAUCGUUUCUUCAGCUAAACAAAACGCUGUUCAACGAGGAGCCUAAUUCUCCGGCCAGCAUUAAUCAAAACGUUAUACCUCAGACACAAACGCAUCACCUUGAAUUACGGGCCCAGGAUAACAACGAGCAGGAAAAUGUCAAGUGCGAGCCCGAUGAUGAUUCAUGUUCAAAUAGCUCGGAUCCGGAUCGUUUAGAAAUUGAGGAUCGCGAGGAAAUUGACACCGAUGGUGAGGAAAAUGGUUACGACAUGACGGUAAAUAAAAGGAUCAAAUUGGAGAACAACAGCUAUGAUAAUAAUACAAAAGCAAGUAAUUCGCCUAUUAGAAGUCCCAUUAAUCGAAUGGACACACCCGAAAGUAAUUGCUCCGAUUCGCAUAUUGAUCAGGAAACCACGAAACUUUGGCAACAGUUGACCAGCAGCAAUAGGAAUCUCGAGAUCACCAGGACAAACGGUGACAAGCUGAACAAUGGCUUCUCAGGGGAGGCAACAAAUCUUUUGAGAUCGCUUAUUAACAACCGUCAAAUCGGUAUAACUGCUGUCGAUUCCGAUGGAGUAUCUCCGCAAAUCAGAUUUUACAGGGACACUCAAGGAACGACCGUCGAACGAACAAUGCCAGAUUGCUCGGUUCUUGGGAAUCGAACUAAUAUAUCGUGUAUAGAAAACAAGAGUGCCUCUAUUGAUAGUAAUCCAUCCAGUCCCGCGAGUAUCGGACGAAAGGAAACAAAAGGGAGACGAAAACAAAGUUAUCCUAGUAAAGCACCAACGAGUCCUGGAAUUGUUAAUUACCAACAUGAGUCUAAUGAAGAACAAGCUCAAGACUUCACUUCGUGGUCCACGAAAGCGAAGGUUAAGACGGAAGAUCAGAAACAGCAAAUCGAUCAGCAAGGUGGUAAUAUGACGAAAAAAGUGGACAUGUCUUGUACAAAUUGUGGUACGAUGACAACAACAAUUUGGAGGCGAAAUAUGAAGGGUGAAAUGGUUUGCAAUGCGUGUGGCCUUUACUAUAAAUUGCAUGGCAUUAACCGUCCUGUAACGAUGCGAAGGGAUACCAUUCAUACUCGUAGACGACGACCUAAAGGAGAAAAACCCACAAGACAUCGAAAGAAAGGAGACAAUCUUCAUCCAACACAGACUGAUCAUAUGGACGCAGAAAGUGCUGAUAUGUUGGCUGCUCUUCGACGUCAAAUCCAACCUCAUUUGAUGAUGGCAGCGCUAACUACUCCACCACGGAUACCCAGUGCUCACGUUCCUCCUUCUGCGCAAAUGAACUAUUCCCUUCCAUUGUCGAGUUUUCUUCCGAUGGCCAAUAUGAAGUCGGAGGGUCGGGAUCAUCGGGUGUCUUCCGAAGAUGGUGAUGAAACGGAAGACGGUAUUGAGGACAGUGUUUCGGAUGUUCCAUUAAAUUUAGUUGCAACUUCUCUCUCGGAAGGAGCACACUGAAGAAUCUCAAAAACUGCCGAUAAUUCGUCAAUAGAUACUUGUCAAUCAAAAUUUGGACACAUUUUUUAAUUUGUUCAGAUAAAAUAUGUACGAGGAACCCUGAAGAGUAAGUCUUUAUUUUUCUCGUACAAAAUCUCGUAUACUCUUAUUUCCAGAAUCUUCCAUAUUGGAUUGGAGCAUAUAUAUAUUAUACAUACAUAUGUAGCAUUAAAGAGAUCGUAACUGAAAGAAAAGAAAAAACAAACUAUAAUUACAAUCUAGCCCGUGGUAUAGAACGUGUCAUGAAAAAAAGAAGGAUAAAGAAUUGAACAAAAAUGAUAUUAAAAUACAGUAUUAAAAUAUAAUGUUAUUCAAAAUGUACAUAUAUAUACAUACACUCGUAUAAUGCAAAAGCAAAAGAGUAUUUUUAUAUGAAAUUUUUCUAUGUUCCAGACUUGAAAUGUCAGGAAACUUGUAUAUAUGCGCGACGAUAAUUUUUUUUUUGGCGUUGUUUGAUCUCAAAAAGAAAAAUGAAUCAAGCUCACUAACUUAUUUUCGUAUGAUCAUGACUUUUGUUUUAUUUUUGAAGAAAAAAAGAAAAUUAUCAUUAAGGUCUCUCGUAUCGUUUUGUUCCACGGGCUGACAAAAGUUCUCAACGUAAUUCAUUGUAAUACUCUCUCCGUUUUUAAUUUUUAAGCACAAUGUGAAUUACCCCAGUUACUGUAUUAUUAGAGAUCAAAAUUUUAUUUUUUGUUCUAUUGGUUGAAAAAGAGAAAGUAGAUAUUCCCCUUUUGAUAAUGAAAAAAAUUCUUAAGAUUGAAAAAUUUUACUGUUUAUCGGAUUGAACACGAAAAACAUUUUUUGUUGUCUGUAUAAAAAUUCGUAAAUUUAAUUUUUAAAGUACAACGUAUAUUUAUUUUGAUAUAAUAUCUAUGUGAAAUGAGGUAGAGACUUGCGAUUUUGUCCUUAUUAUAAAAUUACGGAGAAUUUACUUACAGAGAAUUGUAUUAUAGUGGAUGUAGAUAAUCUUUUUGAUACGUUGAUUUCGCCAACUGGCGUUUCAAGAUAUUAUAGAUACUCUUAAAAAUCUCUAACUCGUACGUACUUAAAAACAAAAAAAGAGAGGAAAAUAGCAAAAAUAAUUAAUUUGCUUAAUGUGAGCCAACACUUUUUUAGAGAGAAAAAACGGUAGACGUACUUGAUAACAAUAAUACUCGUUGGAUCAAAAAAUUUUUUUUUUGAUCCAAAAAUCUCGAUGAAAUUCAGGAUAUACCUGUAGGUGACAUACGAUUUUAUAUACAAAACGUUAAAAGUAAUAAAGUUUAUUGCUCUUUUGCCGUCGUUUCCUGGUUCAUGAAAUUAAUCAAAAAAAAAACUUAAGCAAAACUUUUUCGUCAAAGUACAGAAAGAAGAGAAAGUAAUAUUUUUUUAUUUACAAUUUUUCUCGAUCAAUAUCGUUCGUUUUAAUGAAUUUUACUUUAAUCGAUUUUAAAUUCAAUGUUGAAUUUCAAUUUAUUUUAGUAUUUAAAAUUAUAAUUAAAAUUUAAAUUGAAAUGCUUCUCAAAGUCCCUGUCAAAAAUUAAUCUUAUUGAAAAAAAUAAAACAAAAAAUUAUUUUUCAAUUUUAUUUAUUUAAAAUUUUUUUGGUAUUAAUUUUUGUCAGAAAUUACAUUAAGACAUACACUGAAUGUUUUAAUAACAAUUUUUUUUUUAAUAAUUGUGAUAAAAAAAUGUUAUUUUAAACUUUUAAUGGUAAACGAAGUAUUUUUUUUAACAAAGCAAAUGUAGAAUAACUUUGAAUUAUAAUUGAUUUUUUUGAGUACUUCUGUCAAUGCAGCUUUUCAAGAAUGUACAGAUUAUGUUUAUAAGCGACCACACAGGUAUUAAGCAAAGUUAAAUAGUGCAUAAUACUAUGGCCAGUGCAUCUACUCAUAUAUUAUUAUUCCUUAAUGUCGUAUACCUAAACAACUUUGCCAAAAAUAGAUUUAGUCUUGUAACAUAGAUUAUAGUUAAGGGCAUACAACAACAACAACAACAAAAAUUAUGUUUUAUUGAUAUUUUUUUCUUUCUUUCUUUCUUUAUCUAUUCACGGAUAUACAGUUCUUUUUUUCUACGUCAUCUCUCUUCUUUGAACAUAGUCUUGCAUUGGCGGUGGUACUCUUUAAUAUUUUGAUUUUAUAUUAUAUUUUUAAAGCGCUUAUUAAGAAAAAAAAGUUAAAUUUAUACGUGACAGGAACGACGUGGCAUUAGUCGUUAUCCAAGGAGCCUUAUAUACACUUGUAUAGAUAUAUAAAUAUAUAUAUACAUACAUACAUAUAUAUUUAUAUGUAUACAUUAAAUGAUACAAAAAUGCAUUAUAUUAUUAUUCUAUAUAUAUAUAUAUCAAUACGAUUAAAAAUAUUCCUUCAUAAGAAUUUACAAGUUCGCUGUGAAGUUUAUUAUUAUUUUUUUAAUAAUAUGCGAUUCAAAGAUAAAAUAUUUUUUAUCAAGUCUUUAAAUUAAAAAAAAAAUGUUAAACCUUUUGUCACGUAACGGUGAAUACUGUUUGUUAAUCUGGCGAUGGAUUUUAAAUGAAAAUACAUUGUUUAUGAAAAUCGGUUAUCAUAAAUGAAAAUUUUUUUUUUGAAUAUUUCAUUUAUAAAGUUUAAUUAAUUUAAUUACUAGAUUAAUAAUUAAUGAAUACUUAAGAAAAAAUUAAAUUAUUUUAUUUAUUAAAAAUUAUUUUUCGGAACAUAAUUUAACUUGUUUAUAAGUUUAAAUAAUAUUUUGUGUUACAAUUAACUUGAUAUUAUCUCUUGAUAUUUAAAGAAAAUAAAAAUAUUCUCUCGUGAUAACAUUCUAUGCUAAGUUAACUUAAUACAUUUUUAUUUUUAAAUUCAACAUUUUUUUUCAUUUAAAAGCCAUCGUUAUAUGUAUAUAGAAAAGUAAUUUUAAUUUAAAGCAGAUUUUUUCUGAUUUAAUGAAAUAAAAAAAAAGGUUUUCACCACCAUACGAGAAUAUAAAAUUAUAAAAUAUGACGUGAUUGAUAAUCAAAAUUCAACUGGACUUGAAACUGAUUGAUUUUUAAAAAUUAAUUAAUAUCUUUAUUAUUUGUUGCAAAGAUUUAAAAAAAUAAAAAAAAUCCCCCGAUAGAAUCGCUGAUUGCGGCAUUGAUAUAGGUAAACGGACAGUUUAAUUGUUAGGCAUUUUUUUUGCUAGGUUUGGCUCACCUCGUAUUGUUAAAGCGUGACAAUUAUUAUCAUGUCUUACUCUUUAAGGAAGUAAGAUUUUUCUCGAGUAGGUUAAGUUUUAUUAAGCUCUCUACUAAUGCUGAAUACUAGAAGAUAUUUUUAUAACUUUAUAUCAACUGACCGAGUAUUGCUAUUUUAUUAAUGAUAUUAAUUGAUCUAUGAAUAAGAAAAAAAGAAAAAAGAAAACAAAAUGUUAAAACUAGUGUCCUUAUGACUUGUAAGUAUAAUACUUACAGGAAAACGCCAUGGGUUUUAAACAGAAUUUUUUUUUUUUUUUUUUUUUUUUUUUUUUUAUUUAGCAGUGGUAGUUGAGGCUUCUUUAUAGAUUUUUUAUAUCAGUAUUCCAUACCUUUGAUUUUAGUCGUUAAGUUGAAAAUUGACCCUUACUUAAAAUGAAAGGAAAAAAAGAAAACCCCAACAACAAUCACAUACUUAAUUAUUAAAUUAUUUAGUGUUUUUUUGUACUAUUUUUACAACUUUUAAUUAUUAUUAUUAUUAUUAUUAUUAUAUUAUUUAAACGAUAACUUAUUACUUUAUUUUUAUUUUUCUCCUUUGUUUACACCAACAUUUGCAUAACAUUUGGCAGCGACUGGCUUAAUUUAUUCUAGUUUAUUGUACUUUAAGAUUUUCACCUUAUCGUUUUAUUUAUACUGUCAGAUAUACUCUGUGACAUUAAAUUUUUGUUUAUUUCUCAUUGUACGGACGGUCAUUGCUUUACGUCUCGUAAAUUUUUGUCAAAAAUGAAAAAAUCACGCCACGAACUUGUCAAUUUGUUAAAAAUGCGUCGAGUGUAAAUUGUAUAUAUUAUUAUUAUUAUUAUUAUUAUAUAUAAAGCGAAAAACAAAAAUUGUUCGAAUAUUAAAUAAGUAUAUGUAAAGAAAAUACAAAUGAAAAAAGAAAAAAACAGAGAAAUAAGAAUUGUGCGCUCUUAUAUAUUCGAAAGCAUAAACAUUCAAAAAAAAAAUAUAUUUCAAACUGCAGUUUUAAUGCAGCAAUUGUUCCGUCCGUUAAAAAAAUUCAUCUUUCAGAACGCUUUGUUGUAGAAAUUUCAAUUUACACGUAGAUUAAUUAGGUUUAUAAAAUAUAUAAGUAUGCAGAAAUACAUGACAUGCAUUCACAGUGUUAUUAUAUAAAAACACUUUUACCCCUGUUGCACGAAUAUUAAUCUGAACUAAUUGACUGAAUAUUAUUUUUGUAUUGUAACUCGAUUUAAAAAAAAGUUUAAAAAAAUUGAGAAAUUUCGAAAAAAAUGUCAGCGACAAUGUCAGAAACACAAUGGAAAAUCGAAAUUUAGCGUCAAUUUUAUUAUUUAAUAUUUAUGAAUGUUGACAAUGUCGGAGAUGUUUUAGUUUUUUUAAAAACAAUUUUAAUUUAAUGUCUUCCAAAUUUGAUAAGUGACAAUAUUUUUCUUGAAUUAAUUUUCGUUUCAAAUGAUUUGAAUUUUAAUGGACAUUUAUUUUUAUAAAAUGAAAUUUUAGUUUUGAAAAAUGUUUUUUAAAUUUACUUUUUACAAACUUUUUUACUCGAUUUAUUUAUUUAAAUUUUUUUAAUUUUCUAGUUAUGGUAUUUUAUUUUGUGUCACUUUUCCUCGCAACAUUUGACUGAGAUUUUCUUUUGCUGGCCAUUUCUGACAAAGCAAAAUGUGUAAAAAUGAUAAAUUAUUUUUAGUGAUGUCUAGCGAAUGCUCUGCAAAAAGAAAAUAUUUUCAAUGUGAAAAAAAUGAAAGGAAAAAAACAAAUUAUUGAGCAACUAUUUUUUUCGUCGGCUGAAAAUUUAAUUUAAAAAAUCACGCGACAAGCGUACAUAAUAAUUUUUUUCUUGUUUUUGUAAAUGUAUACCGAGCGAUCAUACAAAUGUAGCAAUAGCGAAAAAUUACUUUUGUAAUCCAGAACUACGGAUAUGUUAUAAGUGGUUCGGGCUAAGGUCAGCAGCUGUUGAGAUUAUUCAAGGUUGUGUGUAUUAUUAUAAGUAUUUUGAAUUGUUGAAUAGUUAAUAGCGUUAAGCGAUCAAAAAGCGAGGUGAAAAAUCUCAUUUACUCGUCACCAGGGCUUUAGUCUCUAUAUUAUAAUAUUUUUUUGCAAACGAGACAAUCUUAUUAAAUUGCAUCAUACGUAUUAAAAUUAUAUUUGAUUAGUCCGUUUCUAUAUAUAUAUAUAUAUUUUUAUUUCUUUUUUGUCAUAAUAAUAUGUGCCCUGUACCAUCGAUCAGAAUAGUUUUUUUUUUCUUUUUUUAUGUUUUACUAUAUUUGUAUUGGAGUCUCGUCCACCUGCUCGACACUGCAGGAUCUUUAUUUAUAUACAUAUACUAUAUAUUGAACAUCAAUUAUUGAUUUUUAAGUGAAACCUCCCAUGACAGGUGUACCUAAUUUAUACGUGUAACAUUGCAUUACGAGUAUAACAAGCGAUGGCAUUGUGUUUUUCCUAUAUUUUUUUUAUAUCAUAAAAUAAACAAUAACGCUGUUAGAUUUUAUAAGCUAUUUAUUCGGCUGCUAUGUGAUUUGUUAAAAAUUAUUUUCAAAACUUUAAAAAUAAAAAGAAAAACUCAUGAGUGCCCAAAAAUCUUAGAUGAAAGUCAUACUCAGUAAAAAUUGUUUACUUCGAUAUUUUGUAGAAAGGAAUUUAUAAGAAAAAAAAACCAAUAUUUGUAAAUGUAUGACAAUCAUCUGAGAAAUUUUUUCUAAAAAAAAAAAUAAAAAUUAAAAAUAAUGUAAACUGUGUCUAUUGUUCAGAUUUUGUAACUUAUAACAAAAAAAAGAAAAUGUUAUUUGAUAUUUUUAUUAAAUGGAAAAUUUUGUCAGAGCAAAAGACACAGAUUUCGAAUGGGGGCGAUGGACCAGAAUGUAGAAAUUAUUGCGUUUGCUAUAUUUUAAAAGGUACGCAUUAAUGAACUUUUGAAAGAAAUGCUAAAUCGAAGCUGUAUGAUAAUUGAGAAUCUGAGAAUUUAAUUAACGUUAACAUGUUUAUUACUGGGGGGGGGCAUCGUAUGCAAGGGCAUUGUUGUGAUACCACAGACGCAGCUUCAUUAAAUCUUCAAUAAAAAUAAUGUGUUAAUA